Messenger RNA from Mollisia scopiformis, 1491 nucleotides. RefSeq names its product isocitrate lyase. Gene Ontology annotation, biological process: carboxylic acid metabolic process. Lineage: Eukaryota; Fungi; Ascomycota; Leotiomycetes; Helotiales; Mollisiaceae. The transcript is spliced from 6 exons. The coding region runs from base 1 to 1491 and encodes 496 amino acids. The record is from RefSeq and is a predicted model, not a curated record. Gene Ontology annotation, molecular function: isocitrate lyase activity.
AUGCCAGCUAUUCAAACUGAUCUUGCUACCGAGCAAGCAACAUUCAAUGCUGAGGUCGAGUCUAUUGAGGCUGCAUGGAAAUGUCCUCGUCAAGCUCACCUUGUGCGCCCAUACUCUGCCCGAACAAUUGCAGGGCUUAGAAAUUCUAUCCCACAAACAUAUGCAUCCAGUACUAUGGCAGACAAACUUUGGGCCCAACUGAAUGAACAUCGCAAGGAUGGGACUUGUGAACUUACUUACGGUGCCACGGAUCCAAUCCAAGUUUCCCAAAUGGCAAAGCAUCAACAGACAGUGUAUGUUUCUGGAUCUCUUUGUGGUGUCUCUGAGGUUUCAACACCAGGUCGCGACGCAGCAGACUAUCCUUGGGAUACUGUGCCUAAAGCAGUCGACAAGAUUUUCCGCUCACAGAUGUGGCAUGACCAGCGUCAAAGACAUGAGCUCGAAAAUUGGGAUUACCUCGCACCAAUCAUUGCAGACGCAGACAUGGGGUUCGGUGGUCUGACAUCGAUUGUGAAGAUGACGAAAGCUUUUGUUGAAGCUGGUGUAGCGAUGAUUCAUAUGGAUGAUCUUGCUAUUGGUAUGAAGCGUUUUUCGAUGGGAAUGGGAAGAACGGCGGUACCCACCAGCGAGUACGUCUCGAGGUUGACCGCUGUUAGAAUGCAAUUUGACAUCAUGGGAGCAACAACAAUGCUGAUGUGUCGCUGCGACACCGCAACCUACCAUCCUUACAUCCUAGGAGCCACCAAAGACGUCCCAUCACUCGCCUCAGCGAUAUCUAUUUCAACCACAACUCCAGAGUACCAGUCCAUCCGCAAGACCUGGAAAGAAUCCGCGGGUCUCAUGACCUUCGACGAAGCCGUGAAAGCCCUCGCAGCAGAAGAGCAGUACAAAACCUACUCUUCCAAGCUGUCAGAACAAGAAGUCACGCCCAUGACAGAACGAAGAAAGAUCGCAAAACAGAUUCUAGGACAAGACGUACUAUGGGACUGGGAACUCCCUCGCAGUACAAAAGGUCAAUAUAUGUGGAAGCCCACAAUUCAAACAGUAAUCGAACGAGCCAGCGCUGUUGCACAACUCGGAGACGUGACGUGGGCUCGAAUCGACGCUCCCACCUGGCCAGACCUCGUUACGUUCCACGAGGCUACGAAUGCUAAGUUUCCCAAUCGCCUCUUCGGUUUCGGCUAUGUUGGAGGGUACGACUUCUCCAAAGCAGGUUUCAGUGAAGAGCAGAUCAAGAAUCUGCACAAGGAUCUUGCGAAACUGGGUGUUGUAUGGCAAGUUCAGCCGGUGUGGGUUACCAUGGCGUUGAGUGAUGUUACGGAUAAGUUUGGGAAGAUGUGGCAGGAGGAAGGGAUGGGGAUGUGGGUUAGGGAUUGCCAGAGAACUGGGUGGAUGAAGGGUGUUGAUGGAGCCCAUAAGAUGGGCUGGAGUGGAGGGUAUCUUGCCGAUGGUUUUGCGGAGGCAGUUAGUGGGAGGGAUAUGGUGCUUUGA